Messenger RNA from Empidonax traillii (willow flycatcher), 515 nucleotides. RefSeq names its product cell adhesion molecule 3-like. The record is from RefSeq and is a predicted model, not a curated record. NCBI's taxonomy places the organism in Eukaryota, Metazoa, Chordata, Aves, Passeriformes, Tyrannidae. Gene Ontology annotation, biological process: homophilic cell-cell adhesion. Gene Ontology annotation, cellular component: presynaptic membrane. The transcript is spliced from 4 exons. The annotation marks the transcript as partial.
ACAAACCCACGGCGCGGAUCGAGCCCCACCCGCAGUACCCACGCGAGGGGGAGAAGCUGCAGCUGCAGUGCGAUGGGCAGGGCAACCCCAUCCCCCAGGAAUUCCUGUGGGAGAAGGAGGGUUUGGAGGCUCCGCUGCAGCUGAGCUCGGACAGCGUCCUCAUCUUCCCCUUCCUCAACAAGAGCGACAGCGGCACCUACGUCUGCACGGCCACGAGCGCCAUGGGCAGCGUGGUGGCCAAGUACAACCUGGAUGUCAGUGAUGCCAGCCCGGUGCCCUCGGGCUCGGGCACCUACCACGCCCUCAUCGGCGGCGUCGUGGCCGUCAUCGUCUUCCUCCUGCUCAGCCUCCUCAUCGUGCUGGGCCACUACCUGAUCAGGCACAAAGGCACGUACCUGACCCACGAGGCCAAGGGCUCUGACGAUGCCCCCGACGCCGACACCGCCAUCAUCAACGCCGAGGGCGGCCAAGGCGGCGCCGACGACAAGAAGGAAUAUUUUAUUUAAAAAAAAAAA